Molecule: messenger RNA, 2814 nt
Organism: Seminavis robusta
Lineage: Eukaryota; Bacillariophyta; Bacillariophyceae; Naviculales; Naviculaceae
Source: the annotation of a GenBank genome assembly
AAAAAAGAAAACAAGCACAGAAAAAUGAGGCACCUUGCCAAACUUCCGCUUCGAUUCUCGGAUUCAAAGUGCUGCCAAGGAUCUCAGUACCGGCGAUGUCAACUAACUUUUGAAGGUAGACUACUACUAGCUAGUAUGCGUGAUGAGCUGCGUGAUGUAUCUUUGGGAGACAACAACCUGGAGCCUCUCACUGUGCAUGUUUCUAUGCUCUAGCUAGUACAUAUUCAACUGGGUUUCACAGACGUUCUCGCUCCUGCCGGCAACCUGAGUAUGUUUCCCUUCGCUUUGAAUUCUCUCAUAAAAAGUGAUCCUCGGAGCUUCCUCGGCAACCAUUCCUCUGAUUGCAGCAGCUUCAGAUUUUCCCUAGCUACUAGGCAGUUGAAAUUUUGUAACCAUGAUGCGGUCCUUCCUUUUGUUUUUGACGGCUCUGGUCCCUGCCACGGCGACGGAGACCUGCUUGUCCAAUGAAGCCUUGAACGCAGAAUUCAUGUCUGGGGUCGAGGAGCCAACCUGUUGUCAGAACGAUGUCUGCGCGAUCCCCUGCCCUGAGCCUGUCUCGGAUCCUGCUGUCGGCUUCAGUGUUGCCAUUAUCGCUGCCAUCGCCGUCUCUUUCUUGAUUGGUAUGGCUACCCUCUUCCUUGUGCAAGGAAAAGCCGAGAACUUCUUCGUGGCCGGUCGUUCGUUGCCCUUGUGGAUUGUGUCCAUGACCUUGGGUGCUCAGUCCAUUGAUUCCAACGCGCUGUUGGGAAAUGUGGAUCUUUCCUACAAGUACCAUUUUUGGGAUGGCGCCGUUCUCCCCAUUGGAUUGGGUCUCUCUCUCAUCCUGAAUGGAGUUUUCUUGGCCGGCCACAUUAACAAAGAUUAUCACGGAGUUUUGACCUUGCCUGAUAUUCUAGCCAAGCGAUACGGCAAAGUGGUGGAAAUUUUGGUUUCGCUGGCCACUAUCAUCUCCUUCAUGAUGUUGCUGGCAGGAAAUCUUUACGGAAUGGGAACCAUUUUCAGCUACCUCUGGGGUGUGUCCACCGAAGCAGGAGUCUGGACGGCUUCCACCAUCAUUUGGGCAUACACUGUCAGUGGAGGUUUGUUCUCGGUGGCCUACACAGAUGUCUUCCAGGCCAUUAUCGGUUGGUCGGGAUGUAUCGCAUGCGCCUACUACAUGGUUGUCAAUGAAGAAACGAAAGCCCCGCCCCCGUCCAUUGGCUUUGCUGGGUACGUUUACCCUGACGGCUUUGGUGACGGUGGCGCUUGUGACAUGUACGCAGGUGUUCCGUGUUUGAAUGUGGAGGAUGCGUGCUGCUACAACGUCGAUAAGUGGUGCCCCAGUGCAGACAACUGCACGGCAGACAACGGAGCGUACCCAUUUGGUGACCAGAGAGUCUUCCAGGGACAAAUGACGGAUCACUUGUCCUUGGCGCCCUUCCCCAAUGCUAUCAUGUGGAAUUGGGCAACUAUCUUCAUUCUCGGAUUUGGUAACCUUGCCGCUCUUGAUUUCCAGGCUAGGUGCAUGGCUGCAAAGACUCCCAGGACCGCCCAACUUGGAUGCAUCAUCGGAGGACUAUUCACUUUCUUUGUUGGUGUACCUUUUGCUUACCUCGGUGCCAUUACAAGAAACCAUUACGGUCCUGAUUCCGUCCAUGCACAAUUCGAAGCUGACACAUGCAGCACCCUUUUGGGCCUUCCAACAUGUGCCAUGUGGGUCCCGGAUUCUAAUGCCUUUAUCAAACUCUUGACUCAUGAAGCGCCCUCCUUCCUCGGUGGCUGGUGUCUGUUUGGUAUUGUGGCAGCAUCCAUGUCAACGGCGGAUGGAGCUAUUCUUGCAAUGGGUACCGUCUUUUCCCAUAACCUCAUGAGGCAGUUGGAUGGGUGGUACCCCAAUUUGAUCACCAACGAUAACCUUCUGAACAUGGCCCGUGGUGCUACCAUUCCGUUGACCCUUUGUUCCACACUGAUUGCAGCUUAUUUUGACUCGGGUCACCCCGCCGGCUCCACCGGAUACCUGCUUAUUGUCGCAUUCGAUAUCGUCCUUGCUACGGUCGUGGUUCCUCUCUUUGGUUGCUAUUACACCAAAACACCUCGUCCCAACGCGGCACUCCUAGCGUGUGUUUCCGGUAUUCUGACACGUGUGAUUUUGGAGUUCACCUUGCCCAAGGAUGGAUUUCUUCUUUUGCCUUACAAAGAUGACGAGUUCCUUGACUACGGAUCGGCUGCCAGUUCCGCCCUUCCCGUGUUUUUCGACAACAGUACUGAAGUGCUUUGGGACCCAGAAGUCGAAAUGUGCGACCAGCGACGAUUCGAGGAUUACACCGGAGUGGAUUCUUUGGCUGCAUUCCUUAUGUCGUUUGUGGUGUUUGUGCUUGUCCAAACGGCUGAGCACUUCAACGGAGGCCCCUUGUUUAUCCUUCCAGGAAUGACUCCUUACAUCAAGGACUUGGGUGAAGAGGAAGAAGAGGAGGGUGAAGUUGUUGAAGGUGAGGUCAAUGAGAAGAUGAUCGACGGAUCAAAGAAGGAUAUGUCGGAAAAGCUGUCGGAUGAGAUUUCCGAGGUUUCAGCCUAAUAGGAGGAUGCCUUUAUUGGUGAGGGAAGCGGCUCGUUUCUUUUGUUUUCAUGGAUGACACCAAUCUACAUUUUUCAUACAUAUCACACAAACAGUACUGAAUGUUUCAAUCAACCUGUUGUUGAAGGUUGGCUAGCUAAGCUUGUGGUCUAUCCUCGUUUUGAAUGGGACGAAACAAAUGUCCGGGUACCUUGUAUUUGCAUUUUAAUGAUCUCUAGGAUCUAAUCAAUUUUACUUUGAUUCUCUCGGUCUUCGAGGAU